This is a messenger RNA of Gaeumannomyces tritici R3-111a-1, 1142 nucleotides long. RefSeq names its product calpastatin. The transcript has a single exon. Bases 1 to 963 code for a protein of 320 amino acids. Lineage: Eukaryota; Fungi; Ascomycota; Sordariomycetes; Magnaporthales; Magnaporthaceae. The record is from RefSeq and is a predicted model, not a curated record.
AUGCCAUUCGACAAGCCCCAAGAGAAGCGGCCGAACAAGAUCAAGCUCUUGUUCACGCCGAAGCCCAAGGACGCGAAUGGUGACGUCGAUGGGGCCGACGAUGGGGCCGACGAUGGGGCCUACGACGGGGCCGCUGGCGAGGGUAGCAGCAGCAGCAGCGACAGUAGCAGCGGUUGCUAUGAGUUCGGCAGCGAGUCGACUGGGUCUCCCGCCCCUGGGGGCCCCGAGUGCAUGACCGAUGACGACAGGGGCGUGCAGGCGGCGCGGCUAGAGAUGCUUCGGGAGGCCGGAUCGCUGCAACAUGACAAGAAGAAAGUGCAGUUCUGCAGCAUGACGCGCUGUGCCCAGACUGACUUCGAGCGCUCCCCAGAGUAUUUCGAAGAGCCCCUGGCGGAGCUCCUGGAGGAAUGCAAGACCAAGUCGGGGCGCGCCGCGGCGGCCGGUCCAUCCGCCCCGAGCAGCAGCACGAACUGGGCUAGCCACCUGGACGAACACAACAUCCACCGCUUUGACGUGGCGCAGGGCCGCGACGGCGAGGUGUACGACAGGGCGCUGCGCGAGGUGCUGGCGGGCGGCAAGGAGACGCACUGGAUGUGGUUCGUGUUCCCGCAGCUGGCGGGCGCGGGCGGCGUGGACCCAGCUUCCUGCAGCCACACGGCGCGGUUCUACCACGUGCGCUGCCUGGCCGAGGCGCGCGCGCUGCUCGACCACCCGCGGCUCGGCUGGCGGCUGCGGCGCAUGGCGGCCGCGGUGCUGGCGGCCGCGCCGGCGGUUGGCUACAACCCUAAGAGGUUGAUGGGCGGAGUCGUGGACGCCGCCAAGCUGCAGAGCUCUAUGACGUUGUUUGGGGUAGUGGCUGAGGACACGACGGUGUUUCAGCAGGUGCUGGACGACAUGUUUGAUGGGAUGUCGGACGACUCUACGCUGCAGCUUGUAAACGCGGAGCUGAACCGCUCAGGAUAGGUUGGUGGCGAGGUUCGGUCCUUGUGCUACCUACCUACCAUGGCUUGUCGUCUCAUGUAUUUCCCAUCAACGCCACUGCUUGUCUUUUUUUGAUAGCAUCAGCUUUUUGUUUUCUCGGCAGGGACUAGAUUGUAAUAUCUGGGCAGUUAAUACUGCCUUUCUUUGAAUAAACAGCCAGC